AUGGAGCCGAAAGUUCUUCUUUUCUUUUUAUUAAUCGGCGCAGCCAUAAGCAUCUCAUUGUCAUGCAAUCCUGAUUCCGGUUCGAACGAAGAAGGUGGCUGCCCAUGCGGUGAAGAAAGUAUUGAACAUGAACAGCCACAUCAACAACCACGGCCAUGUCAACAUCCAUGUCAACAUUGCUCUAAACCUAAAUGUAAAGGUGGCUGUAAAGGAUAA
Molecule: messenger RNA, 216 nt
Organism: Parnassius apollo (apollo)
Lineage: Eukaryota; Metazoa; Arthropoda; Insecta; Lepidoptera; Papilionidae
Source: the annotation of a GenBank genome assembly